Messenger RNA from Effrenium voratum, 1613 nucleotides. The record is from the annotation of a GenBank genome assembly. Lineage: Eukaryota; Dinophyceae; Suessiales; Symbiodiniaceae.
AGCAUUGGUCCCGCAGCUGUAGUUUCACCCCGGGCUGAGUCCUCUACAGAUUUGACAGGGCUCGCUCCAUGGGGUGCUGCUGCGGGCGGUCCUCAAGCGAGGACAAGCGAACCCCCGCUGGUUGGGAGCCUCAGCAGCGCUUUGAUCCGCUGUUCAACGCGCCUAUCGCCCUGAUCCUAGUGAUUGUGCUGCUGGCAACUGCCGGUGUGGUGUUCUUUGUGAGUCCGAUUGCUGCCGUCAUCCCCGCGGCCUGCGCUUUGCUCAUCCUCCCGCUGCUGUUCCCCUCGGUACAGCUCCGCAUUCGCCUGGGCACCUGGAAUUGGACGAAGCCCACCACCAUCGAGGAAUUCCAGGCAGCCGCAAAGCAGGAUGCGACCACGGCUGGCGGGGCUUGGGGAUUCUACUUGGGGAAGCGCUUCGUCCAGGGCCCGGCCAUUGUCGUGGCAGAGAACUACUCCGGAGUCAUGUCCUACCCAGCAGAAGAUGUGGUGCGAGUGAAGGUGGGAAUCACUUGGGGGCAGCUCACUCGAGCGUUGUGGAACAAGAAUUCGGUGCUUGCGGACCGCGCGGCCUACGACCCCAUCACUGUGGGGGGCAACAUCCGGGUUUCAGGUCAUGGAUGGGCCACUGAAGCCUGGGUCGUUGACACCGUUGUGAAGCUCCUGGCUGUGGAGAAAGGUUCCGGCCGGUUGCUGGAGGUGAAGUAUGGGGAAAGGGACUUCUUCGAUGUGUCCUAUGGAGACCAAUGGAUCAUUUUGGAAGCUGAGCUUCGAUUCAAGCAAAACGGCUUGGUCAAGCUGACCAAGUGGACCAAGAACCUUGACGAGCUGUUUGGCGACAAGUCGGAGCGGAAGAGUCUCCUUGACUUCUGGCAGGCUUCACAGGGCGCGCCUUUCUAUUUGAUCAACGUCAGCGCUUUCAAUGUGAACCAAUGGUGGGCCAACCCCCUGCCGGACGGGUCUGCACUCAUCGACCUCAAGUCCGAUGUGGGAUCCAUGGAUUUGCUCCUGGGGAACGAGAGGAAAGUGGAUGAAGAGGUUGUGUCCUCCGCAGCAGAUAUCCAGACCAUCGUGCCCAUUGUGUUUUCCUCCCUGGUGUCAAUUGACAACUGCCUGGGCGGGUGUGGGCUGCGCCUGCUGAACGUCGAGCUCUUCGUGGAGAAGUGGCUGGAUCCCGAGACGACCACCAAGGCUCUCUACCCCUGGCUGCAGAGCGGUAAAGGUUUGGCCGCCCGCGUCACACUGCGGUUCCGGCGGAACAGGGGCAAAGAGACCACAGCCCUGGAUUGCGUGGUGGGACCCACUUGCGUCAAGGAGGAUGAAGCGUGGAACCAGCUUGGCGAGAUUAUGCGGGGCUUGGGCUUGACGCGUGCCUGCCAGCACAUCGGCAAGCAGCAGAUUAAAUCUCUGGGACCCAUCGAGCUGGUGCCAUUUAACGUCUUUUGGCCUCAGCAGGUGACUGUUUGAGACGUCAGUAGUCACUAGUGAUCAGGCUGCGCAACAAGUUCGUAGCCAGCUUUUGAGACUUGAGCGGUCCCCAUAUCCAUAGUCUUCUGCAAGCAAGUCGAAGGAACGGCUUGCAGAGAGAAUGAUGGUACUGAAUGCAGAAAGUCC